AUGCUAAGUGCUGAGCUGGAGAAUAUAUUUGGGCUACAAGCACCAUCACCUCUUGUAUUCAAGGAACAGGGCCCAGGAAUUGAAUUGCUUGCUGACCUAGUGUCCAAAUAUCUACUACGCAACUAUAAAGAGAAGCCUGUGCUGGCCAAGUGGCUUGAAGACCUGACUACUGCUGCAGAAGAAGUCUCAAAGGGCAAUCCAACUUCUAUCCAGCUUAAGCAAACUUCCAAGUUGUCAGUGGUACAGAAACAAACCAACAAGUACCUGGAACUUGAGGCCACAACCAAAAAAGCAAACAAGUGUGCUACAGAAAUGGCUAAAACAGCACAAGGGUGUAACUGGAGACAUGGAAUUGAUGACCUAGAGGAUGUACCAGAGGAAGCAACCCUGUACACAACAGGACAACAUGACUAUUCCAAAGUUGACAAGUUAGUUAUCAAGUGUAAAAGCAAGACAACAAACAAAAUCCAAUUUCAAUGUUCUGCAGCUGGUUGCCAAAAGUCCUGGACCAAUUGUCAGCCUCAGUGCCAAUUUGCUCAUGCAAUUGAAGAAUCUUGUUUUAUUGACCCUAAUAUGCUCACUGAGAUUUCUAUGGUGGCUAGUAAAAUUGCACUUGGAUCCAAAGUUGCAGAACUUGACUCCCAGCCCUCAGUAUUUUCUGCUGCUCCUGCUGCGGGCCAACAAGCCAAGCAACUUUGCUUUGACCUAUCAGAUGUUAACUAUGUCUGCACAGCACAGAUUCUCCCUAGCAAAGUUAAUCUCCCUGAGUUUGGCAAAAUGAUUCAAACAGCUGACUCCUAUACUACACAUAAGUCUGGCUCCUACCUUGCUCAGUGUCAACUUCCAAUGGAAUCAGCUAGGAUUUGUUGCAGCACAGUCAAAGAACUACAACUAUACAAGGACCUCACAAUAUCUUUUGACAGGGGGACAGCAAUUUGUCCACAAAGCUUCACCACCAUUCAUAUUACAACACCAGAUACUUGGGAAGCCCACUUGAUGAAGGCAGUUGAAGCGUCUGGCAUAUCUUGUACUGGGCAGUAUAAUUGUGAAGAGCUGAAGAAGGGACUGUCCAACGCUAGGCGGUUGACGCAAGCUCUUAGCGCCAGCACAAUAAAGCGCCCCAUAAGUCCUGAUACAGGCACCCUUGGCUACACAGCCCCCAUUUUCCCCAUCUUGCCCACCAUUACCUCCCGUACCCCCUCUUGCGCUUCCUCCCGCGCCUCCCAGCGCACCACUUCCCACCAAGGCCUCUCUUAUCCCCAUGAGAUGGCAACCUGUUCCUGGAGCUCCGCUUGUCCCCAAUCCCCUCUCAAUCAAGGAGAGUUGGGACCCACUCUUCCGGCAACUGCCGUUGAGUCAACAAGCCUUGAACCAGAGGUCUAUGGGGAAGUCUCCCUCAGCCAAGCAAUCUCCCUUAUCCUGGGAUUGCAAAAUCAAGUCCUCCGGCUUGAGCGGGAACUCAAAGAAACCAAGGAAGCAACAAAGGAAGUCCAAGACUGGAUGGGAGCAGUCAAUCAAGCCCUCACUUGCAUUGAGGCUAGGGGUGGAGCCCCGCAUACCCCAGAAGACCGGAAACCUCCGGCAGUCAAGGCCACGCCCAGGCCCUUACCAAAAACCAACCCUCUUCCAGCGCCUAGUGCGCCCCUUGUUGCCUGGGCCAAUCCCACCAAAGCCCCCCCUACCUUUGCUCAGCCAACCCCAGUCCAGGCUCCCCCAAGAGGCUAUACUCCCCCUCCGUCUUUGCCUAUCCGACUCCGCUCCCCCCAAGUCCCACAACCAGUGGCCCCUGUAGCCGCUUAUCAAGCCCCGGUCAAGGUGGACCACCCUGACGCCUAUACAGGGAAGAUAGGGAACAAGGCCCGUCAAUGGCUCACACAAAUGUUGGCAUGGGUGCAUCUAAAUCAACAGAUGUUCCCCACGGAUCAGGAAACCCUGUUGUUCCUCCUGAUGAACAUGAAGGACGUAGCAGGAGCCUGGGCUCACCCCCACCUUGAUCAACUUGGGUCUCACAGGGCCCUCAUCCAAACAGUUGGCAAGUUUAAGACAGAGUUUUUGGCUGCAUUUGGGGAUCCCAAUGCCAUGCAAGCCGCCAAGCGGCAAAUCACCCAACUUACUCAGACAGGGACCUGUGCUGAGUACAUCACAAAGUUUAGGACCAUUGCCAUGGACCUAGACUGGAACAACACCGCCCUUUGUGGGCAAUUUGCACAAGGCCUCCACUGGGAGGUAAGCCGCCUCAUUGCUACUUGGGAACGGCGCCCCACAACACUCCUCAAGCUGCAGAACGCGGCCCUGGUCAUUGAUAACGCCCUCCAAGAAGAGCGCGCCAGCCACCCAAGGGGUAAUAAGCCUGGCACCUUUACCACUACCCCCAACAGGGGGGCAAGUACCAGCCAACAAGCCACAAGACCAGGUUGCCUCUCCAGCAACCCCAACUUUGUCUCCAAGGAGGAGCAGAACCGCUGCAGGGCUGAAGGCCUAUGCAUCAAGUGCGGUAAAACAGGGCACAAAUUUGCGGAAUGCCGCACUGGCUGGAAAGCCACGUCUAAGGAGGAAGGUGUCAAAAAAGAAGCCACCAAGAAGAUCAAAGAAGGUAUGCCUAGACAUAGUACCCCUAGAAGCUCUGUGCUUCCUAGAGACAGCAUACCUACAGAUAGUCCCAGCAACCCUUUUGGACCUACUAGGUACUCUAUUGAGCAAUCCUCUCCUGAGGAGCUAGUGAUUCCCCAACCUAUCAAACCCUAUGAAUCACCCAUCAAGCCACAUGCUUCCAUGCCAGCCUUGGAAGACCCUCAAGCAGGACCUAGUAGCUCAAGAAGAAUAUCACCCCACUCUCAUAAGUCAUCAUCCAGACACUCUCCAAGAUUGUCUCCUUUGGAAUAUGAGGCUAUUCAGGAAGCAAACAAGCUAGCUAAGCCAAGUUCUUCUAUAAGGAAGCCUUCACCUUUUGGUCAUAAGGCUAGCUCAGCUACCUUCCAGAGGAUGAUACCUGUAUUUGGACUCCCUGAUAUAGAGAUGUUGGAACCUUCCUCUAGUAAACCUCAGCCCUCUGAGCCUAUGAACUCUCAUGAGCUUAAGAGAUCUAAAGGAAAGACUUCUGAAGCCCACAUAUCUAAGCAUAGGGAAACUCAAGCUGCCUUACUGGAUCCUAAUGAUAGGUCUUUUACUAAUGACCCAGCUAUCCAGAAGUACCUACCCUAUUCUCCUUCCACUACCUUAUACCCUUUAAAUGAAGAAUCUCCAGGAGAAUUCAACUAUCAGCCUGACUGUACCCAAAUGACCUCUUGGUGUAGGAAGAACCCUCAAGCUAAUAGCUUUAGGAAAGUCUACAGGCAGCUAGGAAGAGUAUUCUAUCAUGUGGAGAUACCUCCAGCCCAUGAGAAUCGCUACCCCUCACCUUCUUGUGAGCAAUGGGCUUCUCACUACUUCAAACUACUAGAUACUGUAGUAACCUUUAGACCUACAUGUCGCAUUACUACCAAGCUAGUUCCUGCUCAAGAAAUCAACCAUUGGCCUGAAUAUGGUAAGUUACACAUAGACCUGAAUAAACUAAUCAAGAGAACUGUUCAUAGCGUCUAUGACAUGGAGGAGCUAUUGCCCAUUCCUGAAUGGCCAGAACAUGACUGUUUAUUUACCUCUCAUUCCUUUGAGGUAGCUGCUGUCACUUAUAGGGAUCAGAUGGAGCGUUUCAUUCAGAAGCUAUAUGAGAUCCUUGGUAGACAACUUCAGACUGGACCACCUUCCCCAGUCAUCUCUGCAGGACAUCUCAGUGAGGUAGAACCUGGACAAGAACACCUUAGGGAUAGGACCCUACAACUCAAGCAAGAUAUGACCCUUUUAGUGCCCAAAAGUUCUAGAGCCUCUUCUGUCACUCCACAGGAGGCGGCUCAAGAAAACUUACUAAGGAGUCUUAUCAAACCCACUAGUCAAGUUACUAUUGCUAGUCCUUUACUUCCAGAUCCUCAAGUUUCUCCUCCAACUGUAACCCUGCACACCUCCAGUAGCACUCCUCCAGGACAACCUCCUAGUAGUCUUCAUUCAUCCAAAGCCUCUCUUACUGUUACUAUGCAACCAAGGUAUUUAGGACCUGAUAAUGGAACCACACUUAUUCCCUCAGAACCUUUACCACCACCUCCUAGCUCUAUUGCUACUUCUUCCUCUAGAUCUAUACCCUUAGGAAGAAUACCAGAAGAGUCACCCCAUGUAACAUUACAAGUCCCAUCUACCUUAGAGAGGACUGAGAGACUUAGGAGAGAAGCUGCUAGAUCUAUAGGACCUAGACCACCUACUCCUAGGCCCACCAUAGUCCCUUCCACUAGUUCAGAAGAAACCUUACCAUCAUCACCUAGAGGUAAUGCAAGUGUUCCUAUUGCACAACCUUCAGCUAUACCUCCUUUCAAUAUACAAGCCCUUGAAGACUACAUCAACAAUCUUUCAGAUGGAAGUAUAGAUGGCUUAAGUUCUUCUGAAUCAUCAACUGGAAGAGACCAAGUAGCCCCAGAACUAAUAGCCCCAGCUACUCCUGCUGAUUCUAUUACUUCUGUCUCAAGUGCUGCUACUCAUACCAUGCAAAUUCCAGUAGCACAGUCUACUCCCAGGAUUAGGAGCCAAGUAGAAGAGGAUCAUGUUAGGAAUAUACCUUAUAAUCCACCUUUAAGCAACGCUGCUAGAAGAGUUAGCCUUGCAGGCCCAAGUAUUCCUCUUAGAGAUCCACCUCCACAUGCUGACUUCAUUAAUCGCAGAUCUUCCUUGGGAGCAAAUCGGCGAUCCUCAGGAAGACCAGCUAUACCAGCUGAAUCCUUUACCAGAGUAUCUACAAUCCCAGAAGAGCGCUCCUCUAGACUAGCUGAAAGUGCCCACAGGAGACCUACCUCCUCUCCUGAAUCAAGAAGAACUCCUCUAAGUAUCCAUACCAAUUUACCUUACUUACAGGAGCAGCCAGCACCAGUUACUAGGGAAGAAGCUAAUAUGAGUAGGAGAGGAAACUUCUUAGCCCCUCUACUAGCACCUGUCCCACAACUUCAAGUACCUCCAGCACCACCCAUUGACAGGACUAGGUUACCUCCUCAUAUUAUAGGACGUAUGGUCUCCUCUAGAAGGUUUAGUGAGCUGUUUAAUGAUCCACCUCCUAGGGAUCAACUUAGAGAUAGACUAGCUCCCUUAGCUGAAGGAGGAGGAGGAAAUGACCCACCAUAUGAUAGCAAUGAGGGAGAUUUUGAUAACUCUGGUAGAAGAAGGAACAAUCCACCUAGAAGAAAUGGAGGAGGACCUCCCAACGACCCAGAAGAUCCAGGAAAUGAACCAUAUGCUCAAGCAAAUGCAGCUAGAGCUAGACCUUUCAAUCCAGCUCCUGUACAUUUUGAUACUAAGCUGAAACCUGACAUAAUCCCAGAGUGGGAUGGAGACACUAAGAAGCUGUCGCGCUGGAUGACAUCCAUCAACAACAUAGCUGAGUAUAGUAGCUACACUAGAAUUCAGCUUGGACAGCAGAUUCCUCUCAGGUUCACAGGAAGAGCUCUUAGAUGGUUCAAUGCAUUAGAUAAGGACUAUAGGCGAACUAUAACUGAAGACUGGCCAGCACUUAGGCAAGCUAUCACUAUCCACUUCAUGAAUAGGACCUUCCUGAACAGAAGCAAGAAUGAAGCCAUGCGCAUCAGGUUCAGGGAUAAAGAUCAUUCAGAAGAGACUCCAGAAGACUAUGUCAUCAGGAAGAUGGAAGCUCUCACUAUUGUCAGUGACUGGACUGACUCUGAAUUAAUCUUUGAAAUCAUGAAUGGUGCUCCUAAGUCCUGGACCACGCAUAUAGACACCUCAAGAAUAGUCACUUGGGAAGACUUCCUUGACAAGAUUGCAUGGCAUGAGGAGGACCUUUUGGGAAAAGAUUCUUCUCAUAACUCUGACAUACAGCGUCAACUACACCAGAUGCAAUCUACUCUCAAGAGACUAGAAGGAAACAGGCACUCUAGGCCAAGUGCGCGCUCACACUUAGCAGGAUCUAAACCAGUAGGAUGGCAUCAAAAUAAUCCUCCACCAAAAUACCCUAAGGAUGACUCUACAGUAUCUAAAGGUAAAACUCCUAAAGACAAGAAAGCUAGACCUUGUAGACACUGUGGAAGUAUGAUGCACUGGGAUAGAGACUGUAAGCAUGCCAAGAAGAACUCCAGAUUUGUGCGAUCACAUAUGGCACAAGCAGAUGAUGAUGAAUGGGAAGCUCAGGAAGCUUAUGAAGAUCUCUGUGAUGAAGCCUACCUUGAUGAAACAGAAUAUGACACUGAAGGAGAAGAGUCUGUUUCUGAGGAAGAGCAGGAUUUUCAUAAGCCCCUUCAGUCAUUAGCUGUCUCUACCUCCAGCGCUAAGCCCAGCUCUGGAUCCCAGGAGGAACAGCAUGGUCUGGAGGGGACCACUGUCAGCCAGGGUACUAACUCUGCUGACCAGGGCAGUAAGGAAUCUGAUUCAUCUGUAUUCUCUGGAUAUGUACAACCCAAGCUCCCCACUAGGAAGAGCCUUAAUAAGAAACUGAAAAUGGCUAGUAGUCAUACAGCUACUGCCAAGAAUGGAGAAGAAAUCACUCUCAAGCGAUUAAUGUCAAGACCACCAGGAACUGCCUUCUUUGGAUCUAAAGCCACCAUCAUCAAAGGUUGGCUUCAGACAAAUAAUGGACCUAAGAAGCGCAUCACCUUUGACUCAGGAUCAGAGAUCACUCUCAUUAAUGAGUCAAUACUUAAAACUCUAGAUCCAUCACCUAGAGUGCGCAUUGGACAAAAACUCAAGUUAAUUCAAGUUACUGGGAAUAGUAGCUUAUCACAGUAUAUUUCCCUUCCUAUCAUCUUUGAUACUGAACAAGGAUUAGUUAAAAUGAUUGUAGAAGCCUACAUAGUUCCUAACAUGAACACACCUUUUAUCUUAGGAACAGACUUUGCAUCUCAGUAUCAACUGUCAUUAGUUAGGAAUGGAGAAGGAACAAGGAUAGUUUUUGGGGAUACAGGACGUUCUAUUCCUGUGGAAGAAUCAGAUUCCAGCCCAAGAAUUGACCAACAAGGUAAUACCUUUAUGGUUGAAGUUGCGCAAGGAUUCAUCAAGAAUUCUGAGAAAAUCAAGAUCUCUAAGAAAGCCUACAAGAAGCGACUCCAACAUAGGAAAUUACCUCCCAAUACUGUCAAAGUAAAAGUCUAUGAGACAGUUACUAUCCCAGCGCAUACCAUCAAGCUCAUCAAAGUCAAGACAAUAUGGAAGGAAGGUCAAGCCUCUGGUUUUAUGGACAGAUCUUUCAAUUCCCAUCGACAAGAAGAACAUCUGUUUGCAAUAACAGACUGCCUGAUAGAUAGGAACAAUCCUAAGAUUCAGGUUUCUAACCUAUCAGAACAUCCUUUAAGAUUGCAAGGAGGAGAGAUUCUUGGAUAUAUGCAUGAUCCCAACGAAUACCUUGCAAAGGAAAAGGACAUUACUAAGGAAGAAAAAGACAGCAUUAUCAAGUAUGCUACCUUAGUACAAGCCAUGGUGCAGAGGAAAGCUGAAGAAAAGCCUACUGUGCAAGAAGAGGAAUUAAUGAAGUCACCUGAAGGAGGACCUAAGACUGCUGAAGUACCUGACCCAGAACCUGUCCCUUCAGAUAGAUUUCUUCAAGAAGUUAAUUUCUCAGAACAUCUCACCCCUAAUCAAAGGACUAAACUAGAAAAGGUUUUGCGCAAGCAUGAGUUAGCCUUUGGAUUAGAUGGUAGACUUGGUACUCAUAACACUCAACUGGAAAUUAGACUAAGGCCAGGAACUAAAGAAAUAUCUCUAACCCCUUACCAUGCUUCUCCAGCUAAAAGAGAAGUCAUUGACAAGCAGAUUGAGGAAUGGCUUAAACUUGGAGUCAUUGAGCCAUCCAAGAGUGCUUGGGGAUUUCCUGUCAUAGUAGUCUAUCGCAACAGUAAACCCAGAUUAUGUGUAGAUUAUAGACGUCUCAAUGAAGUAGCUGUACCAGAUGAGUAUCCCUUACCAAAACAAACUGACAUCUUGCAUGCCUUGGAAGGAGCUCAAUGGCUUACUACCUUAGAUGCGCUAGCUGGUUUCACUCAGCUAACCAUCAAAGAAGAAGACAGAGAGAAACUUGCUUUCAGAUGUCACAACGGCCAUUGGCAACCUACCAAACUACUCUUUGGAUAUAGGAAUGGACCAGCAGAGUUCCAGCGUGUCAUGAAUAGGAUACUUUCAAGAUUUCUAUGGCAAUUUGCCCUAGUAUAUAUUGAUGACAUAGUGAUCUAUAGUGUUAAGUUUGAAGACCAUUGCAAUCACUUAGAUCAAGUCUUAGGAGCUAUUGAAGAAGCUGAAAUCACCCUAUCUCCAAAGAAAUGUCACAUUGGAUACCAAUCACUACUAUUGCUAGGACAGAAGGUAUCAAGAUUAGGUCUAUCAACCCACAAGGAAAAAGUUGAUGCUAUCUUAGAGUUGGAACCCCCUAAAAAUGUUCCUACCUUACAGACUUUCCUAGGGAUGAUGACUUAUUUCUCUAGCUAUAUUCCCUUCUACUCAUGGAUUGUAGCGCCUUUGUUUAAGCUUCUCAAGAAAGGAACAGCUUGGUCUUGGGAGGAAAAGGAACAACAAGCGUUUGAACUUGCCAAAGAGGCCCUUGCAUCUGCUCCAGUAAUGGCUUAUCCUAUUAUUGGAAAACCUUACAGAUUAUAUACAGAUGCAUGCGACUAUGGCCUUGGAGGAAUAUUACAGCAAGUCCAAUUAAUCAAGAUAAAAGACUUAAAAGGGACAAAGGCAUACAAGUACCUAAAGGGGGAAUAUGAUAAAGGAAACCCAGUUCCCAGAAUGACAAUUCCUGCUUCCAAGCAGAGAGACGACGUGACUGGGGGGGAUACAUGGGAUAAGCAAGACUUUGAAGAAACAACUGUACAAGUGGAGCAAGUCAUUGCUUAUUGGUCAAGGAUUCUAAAAGAAGCAGAAAGAAACUACUCCCCAACAGAGCGCAAAGCAUUAGCCCUCAAGGAAGCACUUGUGAAAUUUCAGGUAUACUUGGAAGGAGCUGAAUUUGUUGCUAUUACAGAUCACGCCGCUCUCACCUGGAGCAAGACUUACAAUAAUGUCAACAGAAGACUCAUGACAUGGGGCUUAGUAUUCUCAGCCUACCCAGGAAUGCAGAUUGUGCACCGCGCAGGAAGAGUACAUGACAAUGCAGAUCCUAUCUCAAGACUUAGGAGGAGAACCCCAUAUCAUACCAGCCCUCUGGCAGAUCAAUCGACUCCACUCAAGCUCAAUAUGGAGGAAGACCCAUUAAGAAACCUCUACAAGGAGAUAAAUGAACGUUUUGAAGAGAAACUUCUUAGAGUUGCAAGCGCAUUCACCCAGAGUUACAAAAUUGGAAAUAGCCAGAAGCCCAUCAAGAAGUGGAUACCCACACCGGCAGAAGCUAUAUCUUAUCAAACAACUACCUCAUACUCUGUGGAAAUAUCAAUAAACUCAGAAGAAAUCACAAGGUUCAUAGAAGCAUACAAGAAGGACUCCCAUUUUAAGCAAGUGAUGGAAGAGUUUAAGUCGCACCACAAUCCACUCAAUCCACCCUUCCAUCAAUACCAGAUAGGAGAUAAUGGAUUGAUCUACUUUAUAGAUUCCCAGGAAAAGUAUCGGCUAUGUGUACCUAGGGAUCUACAAGUAGAUAUUUUGAAGGAAAAUCAUGAUAACCUCAAUCAAGGAGCACAUGCUGGUUAUGCUAAGACAUAUCAUCGAAUUGCUUCUGUUUACUAUUGGCCUAAGAUGGCUAGAAGCAUUCAGAAGUAUGUACACACUUGUGAUAUCUGUCAGAAAGCAGGACAUCGACGGCAUGGACCCAGAGGAUUCCUUCAACCUUUACCUAUUCCACAGCAACCCUUUGAAGUAGUAUCAAUGGACUUCAUCAUGGAUCUUCCACCAAGUAACAACUACAACGCUAUCCUAGUUAUUGUGGACAAACUAACUAAGUAUGGACAUUUCAUCCCAUGUACUACUCAGAUAGAUGAAGUACAAACAGCGCAACUGUUCCAUGAUCACAUAUGGUGUCACUAUGGUUUACCUCGGCAAGUAAUCACUGAUAGAGAUGCUAGAUGGACAGGAGCCUUUUGGGGUCACUUAGUUAGUAUGUUAGGAAUUAGGCGAGCACUCACCACUGCACAUCAUCCUCAGAGUGAUGGGCAAACAGAGAUACUUAAUCAAACUACAGAAGUGGCUAUUAGAGUAUUCACUAACCCAGCUAAGGACAAUUGGAGUAAGCUUCUAUCAGGAUUUGCGCACUCAUACAAUACAAGUGUGCAUACAUCCACACAACAGACACCAGCCUUCCUACUCCGCGGAUUUCAGCCUCUAACAUCAGCCGACUUACUGGCUCUCACUUCUGAGAACAUUCCAAGACCAGCCCAAGAAAGUCAAACAGCUGAAGAAUUCAAGGAAUCCAUGGAAUUAGCACGAUCAUUAGCUAAGGACGCUCUCAAAGUAGCUCAGAAUUAUCAACAGAAAUACUAUAAUUCUGACAAGACACAUGUUACCUUUGAGCCAGGAGAUUUAGUCUUAAUCAAUCCCCAUUCCUUAAACUUACUCAAACAUCAGUCAGGGAAAGGGAAUAAGCUAAAUAUGCGUUAUGAAGGACCAUUUGAAGUUAUGGAAAGCAUAUCACCAGUAGCAUAUAGGAUAAGAUUACCUGCUAGCUAUCGCAUACACCCAAUCAUUAACAUAGCCCACUUGGAAUCUUACAAGGCAUCACCCCCAGAGUUUGGAAGCCGACCCACUCAGAAUAUACCUAGAGAAGACUUCCAACAGAUGCCUGAAUAUGAGGUGGAAAGGAUAGUAGAAGAAAGGACAAUAAAGAAAGGCAACAAGAGAAUUAGGCAGUACAAAAUCCGUUGGCUUGGGUACAGCUCAGAACAUGAUAGAUGGAGGACAGAGAAAGAAUUAAGGAAUGCUCCAGAAGUAAUCAAAGAAUGGAAGCGAACCUCUGGCUCCACUAUCCAUCCCAAUCACAGGAAGAAGAAGGAGUUCUAA
This is a messenger RNA of Rhizoctonia solani, 10998 nucleotides long. RefSeq names its product Retrovirus-related Pol polyprotein from transposon. The coding region runs from base 1 to 10998 and encodes 3665 amino acids. Gene Ontology annotation, molecular function: zinc ion binding; nucleic acid binding. The record is from RefSeq and is a predicted model, not a curated record. Gene Ontology annotation, biological process: DNA integration. NCBI's taxonomy places the organism in Eukaryota, Fungi, Basidiomycota, Agaricomycetes, Cantharellales, Ceratobasidiaceae. The transcript has 8 exons.